GCAGGGUAUUAAACAAUAUUAGAGGAAACCGACAUCAAGUCCUAUAAUUUCCACGCAGCUGGUUGGAAAAGCAGUUGUCACUGCCCUCUGGGUGCAGCAUGGCAUUUGGACUUGGUGUUCUCUGCCUGUUACUAUGGGCAAUAACAGGUUCCUAUUGUGAGCAGUGCAGAGAAGGAGCCACGUACGCAGGUGCAGUAAUAUCUCCCAACUUAGAGACUGCUAAAAUUAUGCGAGUUCCUCAUGCUACGUCGGUGUCUGACUGCAUCACAGCGUGCUGUGACCUCUCAGGUUGUGACUUGUCCUGGAUGUUUGAACGGCGCUGUUACAUUGUGAACUGCCAACACAAAGAGAACUGUGAACCUAAAAAAAUUGAAACGGUAAAGUCCUAUCUAAUCUUUGUGCUGAGGCCUUCUCAGAGGCCAGCCUCGCUACUGGGAUUUGGACAGGUGAUCCCAAGCAUGGUCCACUCUGUGGGACGCCAGAAUGAGCCAUCUGAGGAGGUGAGUAGCCUGAAGGAGCUGUCUUUGCUUGGCAAAGAUCUCAGCCUUGAGGAGAUACCUGAAUACAUAGAUGACUAUAAGGACUUGGAGCAGGACCCCUUCCAGGUGAGCAUCAAACAUAAACAGAAGGAGAGCACAGAUUAUGCUGACUGGGGCCUGAUGGUGGCAGGUGAAAAUGGCUUCAACUCUUCAGUGGUUGAUGAUGGAGAUAACCAGGAAGACUUUGCUGAAAAGGAAGAGGAAGCUGUAAAAGUGGAAGGCCUUCUGAAUAAAAACAGCUCUGAAGUGAGCUCUGUUAGUGAACAGCGCUACAUAGAGAGGUUGUCUUCUCUCACAGAGAUUACACCAUUACCUGGGAAGACAUCUGGAAGCAGAGCAGCUGUUCAGCUGCUUGCACAACCUGAUGAUGCUUUGCAAGAAGAGGUUCCUACGCAUUCCCUUCUUUCAGACGAAGUGGAAUUCUCCCCAGGUGUGUCAGAGAAAACCCAGACUCCCACAGUGGCCCCAGAGAACAUCACUGAAGGUGGGGUCAUGCUGCUUCCCACUAAUGUUGUGCCAUCUGAGCCCAUGCAGCAGUUCCCAACUCCUGCUAAUGCUCCUAAAGCAGAUAUGGUAAAAGAACUUACUGUAUCUGCUGGAGAUAACAUACAAGUGAUGCUACCCAAAAAUGAGGUUGAACUGAAUGCCUUUGUUGUCCCGCCACCGCCUACAGAAACAGCCUACAACUAUGAGUGGAGCUUAAUCAGUCACCCUGCUGACUAUGGUGGUGAAAUGGAGCACAGGUACACCCAGACACUGAAGCUGUCUCAUUUAUCGGUGGGACUUUAUGCCUUCAAAGUGACGGUUUCUGGUGAAAAUGCCUUUGGAGAAGGUUUUGUAAAUGUCACUGUCAAACCAGCAAUCAGAGUUAAUCAACCACCUGUUGCUGUUGCUUCACCCAAAGUACAAGAAGUUUCUUUGCCUACAACUUCCACCUUCAUUGAUGGCAGUCAAAGUAUAGAUGAUAUGAAGAUAGUGAGUUAUCACUGGGAGGAAAUUAAAGGCCCUUUGCGAGAGCAGAAGGCAUCUGCUAACACACCUGUCUUGCACUUGUCUAAGCUUGUUCCUGGAAACUACACUUUCAGGCUCACAGUGAUUGAUUCAGAUGGAGCAGCCAACUCCACAAUUGCAUCUCUGACUGUCAACAAACCAGUGGAUUACCCACCUAUUGCUAAUGCAGGACCUAAUCAGGCAGUCACCUUGCCCCAAAACUUCAUCACACUGAAUGGAAACCAGAGCAGUGAUGACCAUGAAAUUGUCAGCUAUGAGUGGUCACUCAGUCCCAAAAGCAAAGGCAAGGUGGUAGCAAUGCAGGGAGUGCGGACUCCGUACCUCCAGUUAUCUGCAAUGCAGGAAGGAGAUUAUACUUUUCAGCUGACUGUCACAGACUCGGCAAGGCAGCGCUCCACAGCUGAGGUCACUCUGAUAGUACAGCCUGAAAAUAACAGUCCUCCAAUAGCAGUGGCUGGCCCUGACAAGGAAUUGACCUUCCCAGUAGAAAGUACAACACUGGAUGGAAGCAGAAGCCAAGAUGACCAAGGCAUUGUCUUCUAUCACUGGGAAAAUAUCAGUGGGCCAAGCUUUGUACAAAUGGAAAAUGGUGACAAAGCAGUAGCAACUGUGACUGGUCUUCGGGUUGGCACCUAUCGCUUCAGGCUGACAGUAAAAGACCAGCAGGGUUUAAGCAGUGCAUCUGUGCUGUCAAUUACUGUGAAGGAAGAAAACAACAGUCCACCCCGGGCACAUGCUGGUGGGAAGCAUGUGCUGGUGCUUCCCAAUAACUCUGUUACUUUGGAUGGCUCAAGAUCUUCCGAUGACCAGGGGAUUGUGUCAUAUUUGUGGAUCCGGGAUGGUCAAAGCCCAGCAGCUGGGGAUGUGAUCCGUGGCUCAGACCGUGAGGCAGUACUGCAGCUAACCAAUCUGGUGGAAGGAACCUAUACUUUUCACUUGAAAGUGACAGAUGCCAAAGGAGAUUCAGAUAUUGACUCUGCUACUGUUGAAGUGCGGCCUGAUCCCAAAAGGAGUGGUCUGGUGGAGCUGAUUUUGCAAGUUGGAGUGGGACAGCUGAGUGAACAGCAGAAGGACACCCUGGUGAGACAGCUGGCUGUAUUACUGAAUGUCUUGGAUUCAGAUAUCAAAGUUCAGAAGAUACAAGCCUACUCAGAUAUAAGCACUGCAGUUGUAUUCUAUGUCCAGAACGGGCAUCCUUCCAAGGUGUUCAAGGCAUCAGAUGUCUCUCGAACUCUGCAUGUGCAGCUUUUGAAAGAGAAGGCUGACUUUCUGCUUUUUAAAGUCUUGCGGGUUGACACGGCUGCAUGUCUUUUAAAAUGCUCUGGACAUGGACACUGUGACCCUAUAACAAAGCGCUGCAUUUGCUACCAGCUGUGGAUGGAAAACUUGAUUCAUCGUUACCUAAAUGAUGGCGAGAGUAAUUGUGAGUGGAGUAUACUCUAUGUGACUCUAUCUGCUUUUAUUUUGAUUGUGGUCACAAUAGGGCUUGCCUGGUUCUGCAUCUGCUGCUGCAAAAGCAGAAAGAGGACAAAGAUAAGAAAGAAAACAAAAUAUACCAUCCUAGAUAACAUAGAUGAGCAGGAGAGAAUGGAGCUGCGACCCAAAUAUGGUAUAAAACACAGAAGUACAGAACACAACUCCAGUCUGAUGGUCUCCGAAUCAGAGUUUGACAGUGAUCAGGACACUAUCUUCAGCAGAGAAAAGAUUGAAAGAGAGAAUCCUAAAACCCUUUUGAAUGGAUCAAUCAGAAAUGGAGUUUCUUUCCACUACAACUCCAAAGACAGAUAA
This is a messenger RNA of Cygnus atratus (black swan), 3338 nucleotides long. Its product is annotated as KIAA0319 ortholog. Gene Ontology annotation, biological process: neuron migration; negative regulation of dendrite development. Lineage: Eukaryota; Metazoa; Chordata; Aves; Anseriformes; Anatidae. Bases 99 to 3338 code for a protein of 1079 amino acids. The transcript is spliced from 20 exons. Gene Ontology annotation, cellular component: plasma membrane; cytoplasmic vesicle. The record is from RefSeq and is a predicted model, not a curated record.